CGAAAUAUAAACUACGUCGUUUCCAUUCCAACAAAAACCUAAGCUCUUCAUCUUCGUCACUCUCUCAGUUCGCCGCUCCCUACUCUUCUGUCUCUCGCCGUGGCGGGUGGUUUUGCCUCUCUUUUGCAUCGCCGUUCUGAACAAACUGACCACCGUCUUUGACAUCAACACCUGAACUAUUGACGGCAACAUCUCGCUCAGAGAGUUAACUCUAAAACCAAUCAUGAAGACAGUCACAGGCAAAAUAGUUUCUUCAACUCCAGUUCCCAUCUCCAAAGCUGCCUCCAUCCUCUCCAAAUUCGUCUCUGCUGAGACUGGGGCCUCUCAGGCUGUUGGUGCCUAUCUUCGACGUGCCACAGCGGCCCUUGAUGAGUUGGUUCGCCUUCACUCGGAACCCUAUCAUAAAAAACAUAAAAAGCACAAAAAACACAAAUCAGAUGUCUCCACUACUACUACUACUAUGGGUGCUGCUGCUGCAAUUGAGGAAAUACCAACUCAAAGCAUGGAGGUGAGUCAUCAAGGGCCAAAUCAUGGAGUGGAGACUGGAAGAAAGAAAGAGAAAAAGAAAGGGAAGGGUGAUUUUGAGAAUAUUGUGACUCAUGAAAGUAGAAUUGCGGUUAAAGAAGAGCAAGGGGAGGGUAAUGUGGCGGAGGAUACCGAUAAGAAGAAAAAGAAGAAAAGUGCCAAUUAUGGGGAUGAUGAGGGUAGAGGAGGAGUUGAAAUCAACAAAGAGAAGACUCGUAGUGAGGGUAAUUUGGAAGAGGAGACUAAGAGAAAGAAACAUGAGAAGAAGAAGAGAGGAAGGGAUAAUGUUGGUAAUUCUGAAGAAAAUGGGGUUGAAAAUAAGGAAGAUAACAAUGGUUUCGGAAGUUUGGAAGAAAAUGGGGGCAAUAUGGAACUUGUGAAGGAAAAUAAGGAAGAUAGGAAAAAGAGGAAGAACAGAGAUGUUGAGGGGGGUAAAAAUAAUGAAGUAGGGGAGCAUAGGAGUAAGAAGAAGAAGAGGAUAAUUGAUUGAAGAAAGGGAACUUGUUGGUUUUGGCAUUUGUUGUAUUGGUUUUUUGCAGCUGGAGAUUAUAGGUUUUUUUUUUUCAAGGCAAGAUAUGCAGCUUUUUUUCUAUUUUUGUGGGGCGUUUUUGGGAGAGUGUUAUUUGAGUUACUGAUUGAUUGGUAGUGAAUACGAUUAAAUUUUGUUGUUGAUAAGUAAUAUUACCUAUGAUUAUGAUUUUAUCUGUGCUACUUCUUUGCAUACUGUGGCUGAUUCAA
Jatropha curcas is the source of this 1263-nucleotide messenger RNA. RefSeq lists its product as uncharacterized. Lineage: Eukaryota; Viridiplantae; Streptophyta; Magnoliopsida; Malpighiales; Euphorbiaceae. The record is from RefSeq and is a predicted model, not a curated record.